UUUCACUCAUUGGUUGGUCUUACGAGGUUUUAUUCCAGGUAAAGGCGCAAUGCUGGCUCGAGCCGCAGAAACUUCUGCUAAAACAAUGUCAGGGUCAUACCUUCAGAUCUCGCAAACGCCAGCCAUAAACCUCCUUAUUCGCUUCAGUUACUUGCACCGAACAGUUGAAACAAGAGAUUGGAUAGGACAGGAGGCUGUUUACCAAAUCGAUUUUGUUCUGUUUCAGAGGCAGAAUGGACAGGAGGCUAAAUGGGGGAAACGGAAGCCUUCGAAGGGAACAAUGGGCCGCAUUUCGACUGGAACAGAAAUGCGUUUUGUUCUUCGACGGAAUAGAGAAGAUGAGCAAACUCCGAGGAAGAUGAGUUUCACGUGCAACAAGUUGAACAGACGAGUUUUCACGGAAGAUGAAAUGGAGUGGCAUUUUAGAAAGACAAAUAGCCUUUUAGUGGUAGGUGUGUAA
Molecule: messenger RNA, 460 nt
Organism: Dendrobium catenatum
Lineage: Eukaryota; Viridiplantae; Streptophyta; Magnoliopsida; Asparagales; Orchidaceae
Exons: 2
Coding region: 50-460 (136 amino acids)
Source: RefSeq, a predicted model, not a curated record